UUGAUUUUAGUUGGCCACCAACAAGCUCCCUCCCUUGCUCAUCUGAUCUGGCCCAUCCUCUUCUCAAGAUCUGCAUUUUCCCUCUUGUGCUCGUUAUCCUAGGGCAUUAGCCCCAGCGUCAGGCGGCAGUCCGGGAACGAUAUUAUCUGCGUUUGUGUGUGUGUGGCUCUUGCGGAGCUGACGGUCGAAGGGUGAAUGAGGCUGAUGCUGUUGUGCUGCACGUGGAAGGACGAGCGCAUGGGAGACGAAGGCAGCAGUUUGCCAGUGUGUGCCAGUUGCACUCAGAGGAUCUAUGAUGAGCAGUACCUGCAGGCUCUGAACACUGACUGGCACACAGCCUGUUUCAGAUGCUGUGACUGCAAGGCCUCUCUGUCACACUGGUACUAUGAGAAGGAGGGGCAGCUCUUCUGUAAGAAAGACUAUUGGGCGCGCUUCGGAGAGCUCUGCCAUGGCUGCUCGGAGCCAAUCAGCACGGGCCUCAUCAUGGUUGCAGGCGAACAGAAGUAUCACCCAGAGUGCUUCACCUGCCUGAACUGCGGAACCUUCAUCGGCGAUGGAGACACCUACGCUCUGGUGGAGAGGUCCAAGCUCUACUGUGGGCACUGUUACUACCAGACCAUCGUGACCCCAGUGAACCUGCCGGACUCCCCGUGCUCCAGGAUUCCGCACACGGUGACGCUUGUGUCAAUCCCAGCCUCCAGCGAGGGGAGGCGGGGCUUGUCUGUGUCCAUCGACAAGGACCACGCCCCCAAUGGCCUUCUCCCUGAACAUGGCCACACUGUACGCGUGUCUGAGGUGGAUGCUGACUGCAUCAGUCCGGACGUGAGGAACUCCAUUCACAUAGGGGACCGUAUCCUGGAGAUCAACGGGACCCCAAUCCGGAAUGUUCCACUCGAUGAGAUUGAUCUCCUGAUUCAGAGUACCAGCCGGCUACUGCAGUUGACGAUCGAGCAUGACCCCCACGACCCUGCUGUUUCGGGGGACCAGGUGGAUGGACCCAGUCCCCCUCAACCAAUCAUACGCUCCCCCCACCCCGACAUCACCUGCCUCCGCUCUCGAGCCAUCACGCGGAGCUGUAGUAUUGAUAAGUCUCCAGGGUCCAGUGCCGCCGCCUCCCCGCUGUCCCAGAGGAAGGACAUCGGGCGCUCGGAGUCGCUGCGCGUCGUGUCGAGCGACAGGACGCACAGAAUCUUCCGUCCCUCUGACCUCAUCCACGGCGAAGUGCUGGGAAAAGGCUGCUUCGGACAGGCCAUAAAGGUGACUCAUCGGGAGACCGGCGAGGUGAUGGUGAUGAAGGAGCUGAUCCGGUUCGACGAGGAGACCCAGAGACUGUUCCUGAAGGAGGUGAAGGUGAUGCGUUGUCUGGAUCACCCCAACGUCCUGAGGUUCAUCGGGGUGCUCUACAAGGACAAGAGGCUCAACUUCAUCACUGAGUACAUCAGAGGCGGAACGCUACGCGACAUCAUCAAAAACAUGGACAGUAUGUAUCCAUGGAAACAGAGAGUGAGUUUUGCCAAGGACAUCGCCUCCGGGAUGGCGUACCUGCAUUCCAUGAACGUAAUCCACCGUGAUCUGAAUUCACACAACUGUCUUGUGCGAGAGGAUGACAGCGUGGUGGUGGCGGAUUUUGGGCUGGCGCGCCUCAUGGUGGAGGACAAGGCCCAGGAGACGCAGUCCGGGGCAAAGCUUUCGCGGCCGAAGCGUCCGGACCGCAGGAAGAGGUACACGGUGGUGGGGAACCCCUACUGGAUGGCCCCCGAAAUGAUCCACGGGAGGAGCUACGAUGAGAGAGUGGACAUUUUCUCCUUCGGCAUCAUGCUGUGUGAGAUUAUUGGUCGAGUGAAUGCGGACCCUGACUACCUUCCCCGCGCCAGGGACUUUGGGCUGAACGUGAGGGGCUUCUUGGAUCAUUACUGCCCCCCGGACUGCCCCCCAUCCUUCUUCCCCAUAGCGGCCUUGUGUUGUGACCUGGAUGCAGAGAAGCGCCCCUCCUUCCUCAAGCUGGAGGAGUGGUUUGAGAACCUGAAGAUGCACCUAGACAUCAGGCUCCCGCUGGUCUCUGAGCUGGACCACAUCCAGCAGGCAUUCUGGGAGAAGCACGCUCGCCCGGAGAACGGGCUGCACGCUCACCCAGAGCAGCCCGAGUGAGCCCAGCUCCGCCCAAGAGGACCCCAGGGGCUCCAGUGGACUGGCGUGGGUGGGGGUGGGGGUGGGGGAGGCAGCAUGUGAUCCUGACAGGAGAGCUGUAGUUACAUGCUCCUGCCACAUGGGGCACUGUGGUGGACUGAGGAAGCUGUGCCGUGUGUAAUCAUUUCCUCCUCCCGUCAAAGCCAGAAUGUCUUGAGUGGUUCUGCUGCUGAAUGUGAGGUCUCUGUUGCGCCGCCAUUUUGUUUUUGUUUUUUUAAACUGAGGCUUGAAACCAAACACCAUCCCCUUGCAGGUCCGGCACUUAAAGACUUAUUAUUCUCAUAAUAGCAUAUCAUGUCUAAUGUUUUCAUACCGUCCUGGAAUUCAGUCCUCAGAUAACACUCAGUUGAAAGAGGGCUUUUCCUCCCUCAUAGAAGUGAGUGUCCAGAACUCAUAACAUUGUUUUAUUUAUUUAUGCUUGGGGGGGAAAAACAUGUGAAAAUGUGAGAUUGUGAAAUCUGCCAGACUAAUUAUGUGUACAUUACCCUAAGUCUGUUUGAUUUGUGUGUGUGUGUGUGUGUGUGUGUGUGUGUGAGACACUGAGAUAAUUACUUGUACUGUAGUGUUACUCUGGCAAUUCCUCAAUCUACGUAAUUUCUUGAUUUUAUUUUUUGUGUUGAGUGUAAAGCCCACCUUAAGUGUUCAAAUCACGUUGUAUAGCUUACAAUAUCAUGUGUUGUAAAUGUUUUAAAUUAUGUGUAUGUACAGAAAUAUUUUAUAUACUGAUGCUACAUCGCCAUAUUUUAGUAACCGCCAGGUUGAAACUGUCUGUGGCAGUGAACAGGGUGGGGGUGCAUCCAAGCAGGGCAUGGUCGGUCACCGUGCGGUUUAGUGGGGCGUGGUCUGUAACCAUGCGGUUUAGUGGGGCGUGGUCUGUCACCGUGCGGUUGAGUGGGUGGUUUAACCUUAAUGCUGUUACGAGUGCAUUUUGAGUUUGAGUGAUAGGAGUCCUAGGUGCCUAUUUAGAAUGGGACGGGGGGCAGGAGACACCCCCACUCUGAAAUCUGAUUGUGUUCCACCCUGGGCCUUCCUGCUCACUGUGAGCAUGUGCGUAAAUGGCGUCACUAAGGACGUGUUGAUGUCGGCCCGUACCGAAACCCCAACCGGUUCUGACCGGCUGCUCAGUGUCAUGGAUGGUCACUGGCCUGCUUCGGACCGGGCCCUUCUGUUAAACCCAGUACUGCCUGUGAUUUAAUCGCAAAUGCAGAACCUUGGUGGAAAAAGCAGACAGACCACAUAGACCAGUUUAAAGGAUAAAAAUAAUCUCAUUGAAUCUUCCUCAAAUGGAACCAGUGUAAUCUUUUUAUAUAGAUUUUCCUCUAAUAUAAUUUGCACUAUAUUUUCUCAGCAGCCAGCCCUGAGGUCUAUGCUUAUUUUCUCUGGUGUAAAAUAAGCAUGAGUUCUAAUGUCAACAGGCCCUAUUGGAGCUGCCCUCUGGGUAAUGAGCAAAGCAGAGUCAGGGUCUUUCUGUGAGCACAGGGAGGUCUCUCUGAGCAGAGGGAGGUCUCACUGUAGUAACUCAUAGAUCAAAGAUGAGAAACCCACUGUUUGCUUCUGUUAGUUGAUUUCCAUUACAUGAGUAAACAAAAACUAUGUGAGCUUCAGUUUACAGUGUGAGUACAUGGGUAUACUGGAGAACUCUGUCUAAUGUACAGUGCAUGUAGUUUGACCUUUUCUGCGCUUUCUGGAUACAGAAUUCACUACGAUGCUGUAUAAUGUUCGCUGGUGAUACUCAGGAAGGUGUGCCCUGUGGCUAGAAGAGCAGCUUCUCUAUUGUGUCUCAGGAGUUUGAGGGUCUCGGCGCAUGGUGUUUGGUGCUUUGACUAAAGUUUAGCGUAUUAAAUAUUUAAUUUUAUUUGCCACAUAAAUGCCCCCCGGUUUUGCUGCCUUGCUAACGAUCCUUUCAGUCACAGCCGAUGUGUCACGAGCCUGUUCACGCGCCGAACUCACGACACACAAUGAAAGCCCCGUUCGCGCUCCUCGUUCAGAACGCACUUGAAGUACUCUUUUAACACUGGAAACCCGAAUGUUCUGCUCAGGUAACAAUGUACUGGAGUCGUGGUGUUUGUAGUGAAGCCAUGCUAUCGCAGGAGGGCAGUAGUCCCACUGUGUCGACCAUUACCAUUUCACGCGCAAAGACGCAAUCGAGGGGUUUUAUGUACUUCUUGGAGGGAGUCGGACAAGGCAUGGUGUUUGCGUGAAUGUCUCCAGGAAACUGCUAAUUCUUAUUUUCAAAGGAUCCUUACCUCCAACAUUGCUGUGCCUUUGUUUUAAGCUAGUCUUGCCAACGACUUGUAGCAUGUUUAUCAAAAAUGAUUUUGUAUAAUAAAUGUAUGCCUAAAUAUAUUUUAUAUCAUCACUGAUAUCCUGUUUUAUUAUAUACUCCCCGGGCCAUAUUUUCCAUAUAUCCAUUGUCUUCAUUUAAAUGUGGGGAUUGUGUUUUUUUUUUCUUCUUCUUGUAUAUUUAUUUUUUUUACACAAGCUGUGAAAACAAGUGUGCACUUUAUUUAAGGAUUUGAAUCCGAGGAGAGGACUGUAUCUCACUACAGCUGGAAUUAAAUGACCUCUCCUUAAAAA
Anguilla rostrata (American eel) is the source of this 4764-nucleotide messenger RNA. Its product is annotated as LIM domain kinase 1-like. Gene Ontology annotation, biological process: actin cytoskeleton organization; protein phosphorylation; positive regulation of stress fiber assembly. Gene Ontology annotation, molecular function: ATP binding; protein binding; protein serine/threonine kinase activity. Gene Ontology annotation, cellular component: neuron projection; nucleus; cytoplasm. The transcript is spliced from 17 exons. The record is from RefSeq and is a predicted model, not a curated record. NCBI's taxonomy places the organism in Eukaryota, Metazoa, Chordata, Actinopteri, Anguilliformes, Anguillidae. Bases 196 to 2148 code for a protein of 650 amino acids.